Molecule: messenger RNA, 923 nt
Organism: Phycomyces blakesleeanus NRRL 1555(-)
Lineage: Eukaryota; Fungi; Mucoromycota; Mucoromycetes; Mucorales; Phycomycetaceae
Exons: 4
Coding region: 72-689 (205 amino acids)
Source: RefSeq, a predicted model, not a curated record
AUUAACUUUUAUAUUCAUAUUUGUUUUAAAUAAAUAACUUGAAUAACAAUCAACAACUAAUAGCUAUAACUAUGUCUGAACGUCAAAACCGCUUUGAAAUUAUCGACGGCCAAAAGGUUGAAAUCGACAAGCUUGGAAACGUCAAACCAGUUGAAGAAGAGGUUGGAGAACCAAAGACAAGACAUGAAAAGAGAGCAGCCCAGCCAAGAACUGCAGUCUCUCCUCCUGAUAUUCGCCGAGGACGCGACCGCGGUGUAGACGCGCCUUCUGCACAUGAAACCACAGACAGCACACCCGUAUCUGUAUCUAGUCACAAGAGUUCCCCACCUCAUGAAAAAGGUCAUCAUGAGUCUUCUGGCUACCAUCCCCAUGGAAGACCCACAGAGAGUUUUGGCAACCUUGGUUACGGAACUACUGAAAAGAAGGUCAAGCAAGGCUGGGGAGAUUUGGUUGAAUCUGAAUUGAAUGUUGCUGUUGAGCCUCAAGACCCAAAGGAUCCUGCUAGUGCUGGCUCCCCUCUGCCAAAGGGAAAUGAUGAUGCCGAUGAUGGCAAGGUUGAGACCUUGGAUGAGUACCAGGCCAGUCAGCACAAAUUACCUGAAAAGUUCCGCAAGCCUGAGCCACGUCCACCAAUUGAGGAUCCCUCCGACCCACUUGUUAAAAAUGCAGUUCCAUUCAAGAGAGAUUAAUAUUUCUUUGUUUUUCUUAUUUAAUAUGAUUAUAUAAUUAAUUAAUUAAUUAAUUAAUUAAUUAAGUAAUUAAGUAAUUGGUUGAUUUAAUUGUUUAAAAAGAAAAAGAUAUGUAUAUAUGUUUAUGUAUGUAAUCUAAUAUAAUAUAAUAUAAUAUAAUAUGGUAUAUAGUGUAUUAGUGCUUAGUAUUAGUGCAGUAUAAUAGAUAUAUAAAAUAUAUAUUUAUUUUUAUUC